AAAAUAUAAGUGUGAAAACAGAGAGGCGUUCCAGACAGAAUAUAAUUAGACCAUUAACAAAUUAUAACAGCAAAACUUUUCCUAACUUCAUACAGAUCGUCAAACGACAAAACAUUGGCGUAUAACAUCAAGCAUCUGUUCGGGAAAAAUGCGAGCUAUUUUAUUUGUUAAUGUGCGCGUUAAUGACUGCUGUUCAUGCCUGAGAAGGUCUGAAUUCGACACAACAGGAAAUUAUCCCUCAGGCAUGUGUGAGAGAAGUCAUGAAGUUUACAUGCUGAAAAUGGAUCAGGCAUUGCUAACAUUCCAUAAUGAACUUCCACACAACAUUAGUGUUUACUACACCUCAGAUUACUGUUAUAAGUGUCUUUAUCAGCCCCUUGCCACAGUUGGGAUUGGUCACAAUAUUUCUGUGGUGGUGAGCACACAGUUCACACUGACUCUAAGAAUCGUACCUGUAGAUGGAAAUGGCACUCUGUGCAGUCUGAGUCAGACAUUUGAGGAAGCUGGCCAUUAUUCUCUCUGGAUGAGGCAGCCUGGCUUGCUAAAUGAUGUAACCUGUUCUCUCACUGUGGAUAGGAGUCCAAAUAAUGCAUACCUGCCGCUGUUGGCGGCAUUCUUAAUUCUGGCUUUUGUGGCUGUAUUUUGGGCCUCUUCGCCUUAUAUACUCAGAUGCAGCUGUACACAGAGGCUAAAGAAUCGUAUCUGCUUAUUCUGCUGUCACAGGUCUCAAAACUCCAUGGAAAUGGAGGAGGCAAAUAAUGAACAUUGUGUGGACAAAAGCAAAACAAAGUCAUCAAGACUGAAGUCACUGGACACAUUUCGAGGAUUCUCCCUGACUGUCAUGGUGUUUGUGAACUAUGGAGGCGGUGGUUACUGGUUUUUCCAACAUGCACCAUGGAAUGGUCUCACAGUAGCUGAUCUUGUGAUGCCUUGGUUUGUGUUCAUCAUAGGUACUUCUGUAGUGCUAGCAUUCAACUCGAUGCAUAGAAAAGGUGUUCCAUGGCUACAACUUCUUCGCAAGGUUACUUGGAGAACCAUCGUCCUGAUGCUCAUCGGGUUCUGCUUCAUGAAUUACAGCCCAAGAGAUGGAUUUUUAUCCUGGUCCUGGCUACGGAUACCCGGAGUGCUCCAGCGUUUGGGUUUCACCUAUUUUGUCCUGGCAGUGAUGCAGACUUUCUCUCCCCACAGAGAGAUCCCCUUGAGGGAGCAUAACUGGUGGAACCCCAUUCAGGAUAUGGUUUUAUACUGGCCUGAGUGGCUCAUCAUUGUGUUGCUGGAGACCAUGUGGCUGUGUCUCACUUUCUUACUACCAGUUCCAAACUGCCCCACUGGAUAUUUAGGAGCUGGUGGUAUUGGAGAUGAUGGUUUAUACCCCAAUUGCACAGGAGGGGCAGCCGCGUAUAUAGACAGGUGGUUAUUUGGAGACAAUAUCUUCUGGUAUCCAACAUGCAAGGUCUUGUAUCAUACAACAGAGCCCUUCGACCCAGAGGGUGUUCUGGGUACAAUUAAUUCCAUAGUCAUGGGAUUCUUUGGCAUGCAGGCUGGAAAGAUUCUCCUGUUUUUUCGUAAAAUGAAUAAAGGUAUCCUGGCACGAUUCCUGAUUUGGGCCCUCAUCCUGGGAAUCUCUGCAGCCAUCCUUUCUAAGUGCACAAGAGACGAAGGAUUUAUACCUGUCAAUAAAAACCUUUGGUCCCUGUCAUUUGUGACAUGCAUGGGCUGCUUGUCCUUUUUGCUACUGGGUGUGAUGUAUUUUGUUGUGGAUGUUAAGGAAUGGUGGGGCGGCCAACCUUUCAUUUAUCCUGGGAUGAACUCCAUAUUUGUCUAUGUUGGCCAUUCUCUGCUGGGCUUUUACUUUCCGUUCAGCUGGGAGAUGCGUUUCCAGGACAGUCACUGGGAGCAGCUUUUCCAGAACAUGUGGGGUACCGCACUUUGGGUCUUCAUUGCCUACCUGCUGUACCGCAAAAAAUUCUUUCUUAAAAUCUGAUGCUGCUGGGAUUUUUGUCUCAUAAACGUCCAUUGAUUUCUCUUUAGUUUAAGUUAGAGGAUAAAAUAAAGUCUUAAUUAUUAAAUUAUUUAAUUAAAUUAUUAAAUAAGUACAACAUAAUGUUUACAUAUUUAGUACAUGGUACUAUUUGAUGUAUAUUAAACAGGACCAUCUUGGAUCCAUUUAUAUUUUUAUAUUCGAGUAGUGAUGAGUGUCUCUUUUCAUGUUUGUAAAGCUGAAUUUGGUGUAUUACUGUGUUCAUUUAGUUAAUAGGCAUAAGAACUAAGACCAAGGGAUCAGAUUUACUGUCUUCCAUGGACACCUGCAAUGUUUUAUUUGAUGUCAGUUGUGUUAAGACCUGAACGUAGUGAUUAAAUCAAAUUCACUGAAGUGGUACUUAACAAAUUAGAACAAGCGAUUCUGCCACUUGAGGGGUAGCCAUUAUAUAUCGGUUGCCAUGGCCACCCCCCCUCGCUGCUGUGAGACAGAGAGUGGGUACCAUCUGCUCUUCAACUGACAGCCCUUUAAUAGGGGUCAAGCUGGACGGCUCACUGAGGAGUGUUUCUGGGGCCAGCACUUUUCAUGCUCUCACUAAUGCAAAAUCAGGGAAAUUACACGACAGAUCUCAUGCACAUACGGAAAUUGUCAUGUAACGCAAAAAAAACUGAUGUUUUCUGUCAAGUCGUAUUCAUGAGGUCGAAUUAAGUCACAAGCACACAUUUUUUCAUGCUCUGCAGCAAUGGUUCCCCACUGGUUUUGCAUAAAGAUCCUGACCCGAAAUUUGUUUAUUAGACCCUGUGGUAGAAAUUUCCCAAAAAACAGGUUUAGAACAACAUGAGGGUGAUUAAGUGAUCAUAAAUAUUUAUUUUGGAGUGAACUGUCCCUUAAAGAUCAUAACCUGGUGUCCCAGACACCUAUUAACUUGAGCAGUGUCCCAUCCUCAGAAGACACUUGUUUUCUUAAUGAUUGGUUCAGUCCCCAUCUUUGCCAAGCAUACCCUUCUGUUACUAAGCAGAUACUUUUUUUCUUUUCUUUUUUUGUUAGUGCAGAUAUUUCCCAAAUUUAGAUUUGUAGAUCUUAAAAUCUAACAUUUAUUAUUAGAUUUUAUAAUUUAUUAGAACAUAUGAGCUUUGUUCAUGGUGUUUGAGUAUGAGGUCAUCUGUGUAAUUUGGUGAACUCCUAUCAAAUUAUAGAUAAAUUUGUACAUACAUAAUUUUUGAUUGGACGUACGACCUUUGAUGUCGACAGCAAAAGAUAUAGUGUCCUUUUUUAAAAACCGAACAGCUUUACUGAUUAAAUUAAAUGAGUUCAUUUCACUCAAAUACUACUGAAAGUUCAUUGUACUUAAUAGAAAAAAGUUAUGUGAACUCAAAAUCUGAUAUCAGUAAGUGGAACUUAAACUGAGUUGCAGCAGAUUUCUAGUUCCCAGCAUGCUUUUCGUCAGACUGUAAGGAGAAUAAAUGUGAAUUAAGUGUUAUUUUGUGUGUUUUUGCUCAAGAUUAAUAUAGGGGGAGAUGUGUCAUUGUUUAAUGCUCUGUUAUUUUGCUAUUUAAAGGUGUUUCUGUUAUGUUGAAGUUUUAGGGUUACCAUCUCGGUGAAGAGUAGUGCAUGAGGCUGCAAAACUUCAAGGCUAUAUAUACUGCAUGUUGAUUAACAAUUCAUGCAAGUAUAUAGUGAUAGGCUCUUUGAUAGUUACAUUAGCGCAUGCUAGCACUUAACCAUAAAGAUUAUGAGUUUGUUUAUUCAAUAUUCAAUUAAAUUGUAAUUAACAAGUUUGUAUUGUACAAAAUUAAAUUUCUAAGUUCUACUAACGUAAUCUUUGAGUUAGUUAACUUAAAAAAAAAAAUGAGUUGGUUUACUUAAAUGUUUUGAGGUAAUAGGUGUCCACAAAAGUUUUGAGUAUUCUGAACUUAUCGGGUUUUACAGUGUAUUUAGUUUGUUAUCUUAACUAUGCAUAACAAUUUGGUUAGUUGCGUUUUAUGAUUUUCUUUACUUUUAAACAGACUUGCGACGCUUUUCUGUUCAGAACCACUGAUCAACAAUAAUAAAUUCACUCAGAAAUUAGCCAUUGCUUGAGGUUAGAAGAGUAUCACCAAAUCCGGCUAUAAGUGGUCAGAAGAGAUGCUGUCAGGAUGCGAAGAUUUAAUCUCACAGAGUUCUCAGAAAUGGCUCUGUGCUGACCUCUCACUCAUAAACAACAUCUGCAGAAGCUGUUGUGUCUUUUUUAAUACAACAGUUGUGUUGAUCCUGUUGUAAGCAAAAAUAUAUAUUUAUAUAUGUAAUGUGCAUUUUGUAUAUAGUUUUUGUAUCAUCUUAAAUCUGCUGCACCAGAGCUCUGGAUUUGAAGGAUAUGUAUGGUCUACUGAAGCGGUUGAAACAUGUGAACCUGUUCACUCUGCAUGAAAUUCAAUUGAACCCCAUUUCUCUCUGUUAGUUAAUGAGAAAGCUUUUCAUUUUGAGUAUCACAUUACCCAUUUAAACUAAGUAGAGCUUAUGAGUGAAGCAAACUGGUCAACUGAUUUUGGGAAUGGACUAAUGACUAGUGUUGUGCUACUCCAUGUCCCAGUGGGAAUAUGGACUUCUUUUAAGAGCUAUAGCUUUAUGUACCACAGUAAGCACUUUUUGAAUCAAUAUUUUAUUAAUCAAGUACUUAUCAUCAUUAUUAUUUAAUGCAAGGCAUGUACUGUAGAUGCAAAGCUAUAUUAGCAAAAUACCACUGAGAAUAGCUCCACCAUGUUUGAUGUAAACAACGCUUUCCUAUUGUCUACUUGUGCAGUACUAAUGAGAAUCUGUUUGACAGAAUCUGACAGUAAAAAUUGUGAUCUUAUCUAUUAUAAGACCGCCUUUCAUCUGAAAAUGAUCUUGUCAAGUAACCACUUUUUUUUUUUUUU
Ctenopharyngodon idella (grass carp) is the source of this 4875-nucleotide messenger RNA. RefSeq lists its product as uncharacterized. The transcript is spliced from 19 exons. Lineage: Eukaryota; Metazoa; Chordata; Actinopteri; Cypriniformes; Xenocyprididae. The record is from RefSeq and is a predicted model, not a curated record. Bases 149 to 1984 code for a protein of 611 amino acids.